Guyanagaster necrorhizus is the source of this 1406-nucleotide messenger RNA. RefSeq lists its product as uncharacterized. The record is from RefSeq and is a predicted model, not a curated record. The coding region runs from base 322 to 1254 and encodes 310 amino acids. The transcript is spliced from 9 exons. Lineage: Eukaryota; Fungi; Basidiomycota; Agaricomycetes; Agaricales; Physalacriaceae.
CACCAUUCUAAUCAUAGCACUCUUUCUCUAACAUUCCGGAACCUUCCUCACGAUUUAUCCACGUCAGAGGAGUCAACGAGAUGCAAUAGUGAUCUCGCACGCACGCCUUCCCGGUCAUUCUACGACUGCAUUCUGAUUUUCCGUUCAAGUUGUCAUUUCCCAUGUAAUCGCCAAAAAUACACGUGCUUCUCUUCAGUGCUAUACUCCCUCCGUUGAUGAACUUAAACCUCUCCCUGGGAGUUCCAGAACAGCACGGGACCGGAGUCGGAGACGUCUAUAUAAUGACGAGCCCCACUCGAAAGUGUAGGAGAGCGAAACACAAUGCAGGACCUCCCAGUGGAUCUUGCGUCUCUUGUAGGUAUCUGGUGUACUUCAGUCCUAUAUGGUGUCCAUCUAGUUCUCUACCUGAGCUGCGUCAGCCUACUUAUCAGGCGAAGAUGGAUCUUACUCGGGAGCGCGACUGUUCAGUUCGUUAUCUCAACCGUCCACAUUGCGGCGGGCCUGCGUUCCAUGAUAGAAGCUUUCAUCUGGACCAAGGGCCCCAACGGUUCCACAGAGUACUGGGAUAAUCAGACUCGGUUCGUCAACGUACUUCAAGAAUCAGCUACCAUCACGAAUUGUAUCGUCGGCGACGUGGUGUUGCUCUGGCGAUUAUAUGUGAUUUGGGACAAGAGCUUGAUGGUGUCUGUCUUCCCCGCUCUCAUGGUUCUAGCCUUUAGUGUCUGUGGAUAUAUUACUAUCUAUCAUUUAUCCAGUCUCAUCGCAUUCGAUCCCGAAUCCGUGCACGCUCUAUAUCGAUGGCUCCAGGCUUCCUGGUCAUUGUCCUUGGCCACUCAGAUUUGCGUCACAGGUCUGAUAGUGGCACGUAUCUGGUGGAUGACGCGAAGAACAGGAUCCUGGCAACUAAGCUCAAAGUCCCAGCCUUACAUGGACGUCAUAUGGAUGAUCGUCGAGUCCGGCGCAAUAUCCGCAUUCACGUCCACGCUUUUCCUCGUUUUCUUCAACCUCAAACCGCAGAUCAGUAUCAUUUUAGGGGAUUCUCUUGGGCAGAUUAGUGCGAUCGCUCCGGCGCUAAUCAUCUUCCGCGUGGGACUGGGCGCCAAAGUGAAGACGGACACUUUGGAUUCGUCGUACGAGCUUCACACGCGCACAGCAUUGCACGUCACGGUGGAACAUUCAGUAUUCUCAGAUCAGAGCUAUUCAAAGCCUGAGAAUGAGUCGGCCGAGAACCGGUCCUGGCAGUACAGGACAUAGUGAAGAUAAUGAAGGAUUUUAUUUUUGUACUGUGUUUUCUUUUUCUUCUUUCAUCGCCUUCGUUUUCGGAACCGCACCGAGGAUACUGAAUCUGUCGUACCAAUUAAUAUACCCACCGUGAUACACUUUGACCUCUGCUGAAAGUGUACAAG